AUGGACAUUCGGUAUAUUAUCGUUCUUAUUGUUUUUAUAUUCUCCUACUGCUUAACAAUGGACAAUGAGAUUGUUGGUACUCCAGUGGUGGAUUGUGAGGACACAGUGGUUUCAUUGACAUUUAAAACUCGCAAGCCAUUCACGGGACGAGUGUUUGUUCGAGGUUUGGCUGAUGAUGUUCGUUGUUCACGAAAUUUUGCCAAAAAUAUAGAUCGGAAGAAAUUUUCGUUAAUUAUCCAGAAUGGUGAUUGUACUAUGCAAAGACAAAGGGUGGCUGGAAAAUUGGAAGGCAUUAUGUUUUCGUUGACGAUUGUUAUAUCAUUCCACAGCACAUUUGUUACCAGGACCGAUCGAGCCUAUAGAUGUAUGUGUUUCUUUCGAAAUAUAAAGCAUAUAACUAGUUCCAUUGAUAUGUCGCCAAUCGUCACUACUGAGCUUCUGGACACUGCUAAAAUGCCUACAUGUACGUAUACAAUACAUUCCAAUUCUGCAGAUGGUCCGCCAGUCGUUUUUGGACAAGUAGGCGAAAAAAUAUACCAUGUUUGGAAAUGCGAUAAUGACGAACAAGGAUUCCUUGUACAUUCGUGUUAUGUAAAUGAUGGCCGGACUGCUCGAUUUGAUCUAAUUGACUUAAAUGGUUGUGCACUUGAUACGAUCAUUCAACCUGAUAUUCAAUAUGACGCAAGCUUGACGCGAGCCGUCGUCGAAACAUGGGGUUAUAAAUUCAGUGAUACAUCUGUGUUGAACUAUCAAUGUGUAAUUGAACUAUGUAAAAAAUCUGCCGGUGAAUGUGAAGGAUUAACACCGCCAUUUUGCGGGAGAACGAAACGUGAUAUUAAAGCAGUAAAAAGUAACCUGAAAAAUUCUUCAUUAUCCAGUCGAAGUGAAAUUGACGUUAUCGCCGCUGUUGAUAUGUUUGACACUAUCAAUGAAGAUAAAAUAGCCGAUCCACAUUCCAAGGAUUUCAUCAAAAAAAUAACCGAAGUAUAG
Messenger RNA from Dracunculus medinensis (Guinea worm), 990 nucleotides. The record is from the annotation of a GenBank genome assembly. NCBI's taxonomy places the organism in Eukaryota, Metazoa, Nematoda, Chromadorea, Rhabditida, Dracunculidae.